Messenger RNA from Talpa occidentalis (Iberian mole), 4773 nucleotides. RefSeq names its product N-acyl phosphatidylethanolamine phospholipase D (gene NAPEPLD). Gene Ontology annotation, cellular component: cytoplasm; membrane-bounded organelle. Gene Ontology annotation, biological process: N-acylethanolamine metabolic process; N-acylphosphatidylethanolamine metabolic process. The transcript has 5 exons. The coding region runs from base 244 to 1428 and encodes 394 amino acids. The record is from RefSeq and is a predicted model, not a curated record. Lineage: Eukaryota; Metazoa; Chordata; Mammalia; Eulipotyphla; Talpidae. Gene Ontology annotation, molecular function: zinc ion binding; N-acylphosphatidylethanolamine-specific phospholipase D activity.
UGUUGUUGGUCCCAAGCCCCGCCUCAGCCUGGAGAUGCUGCACCGGGAACCGGAGUGCUGGCUUGGAUGUCUGCACCUCUCGAGCUGAGGAGCCCGCGCCUCUGAAGCUUUGGGGUGAAGAGCCCCAUUCUUUUUUUCCCUCCCCUUUGGGAGAUUAGUCGUCUGAUUUAAGAUCCCAUCUUCUCUGCAAACCACCAGGUUGUGCAUCUUCACUGAUCGGAAUACAUUUCUUCACCAAAGAACAUGGAUGAAAAUGAAAGCAACCAGUCCCUAAUGACAAACAGGCAAUAUCCUCAAGAAGCAGUGAGGAAACGCAGUCAUUCAGCACGGAAUUCUGGAGGAAAUGAUUCUUCUAGAUUUUCUAGGAAAAGUUUCAAGUUGGAUUACAGACUAGAGGAAGAUGUAACUAAGUCAAAGAAAGGAAAAGAUGGGAGAUUUGUUAAUCCGUGGCCGACGUGGAAAAGUCCCUCCAUUCCAAAUGUUCUCAGAUGGCUGAUAAUGGAAAAAGAUCACAGCGGGGUUCCAAGUUCCAAAGAGGAACUUGACAAAGAACUCCCAGUGCUAAAGCCAUAUUUUAUCGAUGGCCCCGAAGAAGCCCGAGUGAGAGAAGCUGGCCUGCGGGUCACAUGGCUGGGACACGCCACGGUGAUGGUGGAAAUGGACGAGCUCAUAUUCCUGACGGAUCCGAUCUUUAGCUCUCGUGCUUCACCCUGGCAGCACAUGGGUCCCAAGCGUUUCCGCCACCCGCCGUGCACUAUAAGUGAACUCCCCCCUAUUGACGCUGUCCUCAUCAGUCACAACCACUAUGACCACCUGGACUAUAACUCCGUCAUCGCUUUGAAUGAGCGAUUCGGUAAUGAGCUGAGAUGGUUUGUGCCUUUGGGCCUCCUCGACUGGAUGCAAAAAUGUGGCUGUGAGAAUGUGAUCGAGCUGGACUGGUGGGAGGAGAACUGUGUCCCUGGACAUGAUAAGGUCACCUUUGUCUUCACACCUGCCCAGCACUGGUGUAAAAGGACUCUACUGGAUGACAACAAGGUUCUGUGGGGCAGCUGGUCUGUCUUGGGGCCUUGGAAUCGAUUUUUUUUUGCAGGAGAUACUGGAUAUUGCCCAGCAUUUGAAGAGAUAGGAAAAAGAUUUGGGCCUUUUGACCUUGCAGCUAUUCCCAUUGGAGCUUAUGAACCAAGGUGGUUUAUGAAGUAUCAGCAUGUAGACCCAGAAGAAGCUGUAAGGAUUCACAUUGAUGUUCAAACGAAGAAGUCGGUGGCAAUUCACUGGGGAACUUUUGCCUUAGCCAAUGAGCAUUACUUAGAACCUCCAGUGAAACUGAAGGAGGCUCUGGAAAGAUAUGGACUUAAGACUGAAGAUUUUUUUGUUUUGAAGCAUGGAGAAUCAAGAUACCUAAAUACUGAUGAAGCCUUUGAAUUAUGAGCAUAGCAGCUUUUAGUGGAAAAAGGCAUUACCUGCUACAAAUUUUUACAUUUGGAAACAACUUCCGCAAGUUUGUAUUUUUAUGCUUUGUGUAAUAAUGUGCUAACCUGAUUGCCAGUUCACAAAAAGUUCAAGUAUGGAUCAUUUAAAUAAUCAGUUGGCUAAUAAGGAUUCUAAAUCUUGUCUCAGUGAUAUAACAUUGCAGUUGAAUUUUUUAAACAAAUGCAUCCUGAGGUUAUGAAAAACUGGUCUUAAAAAGACUUCUUCUAAAGGGCCUUCUACAAUGUUAAUCAAGGCUGCCUGCGUACAUGGAUUUCUUCAGAGGCCUGCACCUAUGAACAUAGUUCCUACAUGCGUAUUAAGUGAUGAAAUUUACUCUCAUGCUGAUAGGGCAGUUCUUGCUCUAUUAAGAUUAGCUUAUAUGCCAAAUGUUGGGUUUUUUUGUUUUGUUUUUAGCAUAAAAUCAUAGGAGUAGUUUGGGCUAAGUUUACCUUUUAAAGCAGUUCUUUUUGACAGGGGAAUUGUGUAUUGUAUGUCUACAAUGCCCAAAUUAAAAGGCCUCUGAGUGGGCAAAGAAUGUGAUUAUGAGAAUAUGACAUGAAAUUUCUAUUUUUGAUCCAAAAGUGAAAUCUGCUAAGUACAAAUAUAGCUGCAAGAAAAAACUUUCCAAAGCUAAAUGCAGAUCUUAGAUGCUAAAAGACCAUAUAUUUUGAAUUCUCAUUUUGUUUUCCUAUACUCAUUCAGUAAGAUUUAUAAAUUAUUAAGCCAGUGUAGAAUUAAAGAUGGUGAUUUUGGGAAUCAGCUGACUGGAAUUUUAAGUCCUAUCAGGGCUCUCUAGUUACAUGACUAAUCUGAGCUUCCCUACAUCAGAGCUGCAGGAGGCCUAUUCUAUCUUCCUGAUUCAGUCUCAUGAAAUCAUCAAAAUAGGCUAUCAAAUUGCUACCCGGGCAGUGCUCCAUGAUUUAACUUGUACAUUAUGCAUGCCACAUGUUAGCCACUAAUCUGCAUCUUAAAUAGCUUACCUAUGUUCACUGUGCCUCAGUUUCCUCAUGAGCAACAAGAGGAUAAUUUUUACCUACCUCCAAAAAAUGUGAAUGUGAAUUAAAAAAAAAAAAAAUUGGAAAUGUAAGGGAGAAAACAAUUUAGGGGAGGGCUGCCUAAUCACAGGCAGGUUUGAAAGCUGAAAAUAGGCUAAUAAUGUUUUUGAUAAUGUGCUGCAGAUUUAAGUCUAAGGACAGGAAACACUGGAUGCAAUUUUUAUCUCCAUUUUAUAAAUUUGGAAAGGGAUAAGCCAAAACAAGUGUAAAAAAAUGUAAAUGAAAUUGAUCUUUAUCAAAAAUUAGCAUCUUUGUAGAUAAAAAUGCUAAUCCAUCAAGGAAAAGUUUGUCAUGUGUACAUAUAAUGUAUGUGAUUUGGGGGCACUAAUGCACAAAAAAUUCCCCCACAUAAAAGAAACCUACAGGAAAAACUGAGUAAGCAUAAACUUUAACUCCAAAGGAACAUUUAGCUAGAUUCACCGUCAUGAAUCAAGAUGUUAGAUUACUACUGGCCAGGGUUUUUGUUAUCUUCCUUGCUGUUGCACACUGAACUGAAAUGUCAUCUCUUACCUGUGCUUUACAAAAUGAUAAGCCAAAUAUAUCUUGCUUCUUUUCCAUGAAUGGCCUUAACAUUUUUUGUAUUCACAUGUACUGUUUAACUGAGAGUCUCCAAGCACUUCAAAUUAUGUUCUAGUUCCACUUAAUUGGGCCUGUCUCAUCAAUUAAGAGAAAUUCUAUCUAAUGAAAGCUAAGCUGUGUCAUGACCUAUACGGAUAAAGAUCAAUGUGAAUUUUCACUAUGUAUUUCUCUCUGGGUAGUUAAAAAUUACUCCUUUUCUCUAGCAUUCUGACAUUUCAUCUGACUGCCAGGAAAUGAGACUACUUAUUCAAACUAGAAGAGACAGUUUUAGAACCUAAUGUUGAAAAAGCACUAUGAAACCAAAUCAUGGUUUUGAAUGUGUAUAUUUUGAACACAUUUUCAUUAAGGGGGCAGAUUUAAGGAAAAAGUUAUAAAGAAAUGUGCCUUUCAGGGAAUGCUUAUGUUUGCAUCAUAAAUAAAAGUAUUAUUCUAAAGCACCACAUAUAUAUUACUAGUGUGGUCAUUUGAAUUGCCAUAUUCACCUUGCACUGAAUUUUUUCCUACCAUAAACCUUUUUUCCAAGUUUGAUUUCUGUUUCAGGAUAACCUGAGACUUUCGCAUUUUUCUGUUUGAGAUUUUCUGACUUCCUGUGGACACCAUGUAUGUAUAAAUGAAAUUUAAAGCUUUGUCUUAAAUGAACAUGAAAGCAUCUGUUUGCGUACCUAUUUAAUACUAAGCAUGGUGGUGCUAUGAACUUGAUAAUUAUAAAAACUUUGUUGAAAUAAAAGAUAACAGUAUUGUUUUAGUAGCUUUUGUGGACUAAGAUACUAGUUAAAAAAGUAGCUGAGAAAUUUUAAAAGUAGCUGUGACUUUAGCCUAAAGUCACAAAAUAUGCAAAUUUAGUACUAUCAAUUAAGAGGAAAAAACAACCUUGUGAUUCCCCUCUAACUGUAAAAUUUAUGUUCAGAGUAAAAAUUUAAACAGUAAAAGAGGGUAUAGAUAGAAAAGUAAUUCUAGAAGUACAUUAUAUAGGCAUAAAUAUUUUUCAUUUAAAAACCACAAAGGGGGUUAUAUAUGUUUAAAAAAUACCUACGUUUCAUGGAUUUUUCCCACAUCAGCAUAUUCGGACCUGGUUUGUUAUUUUUAAAGACUAACUCAUUGAUUUGUCCAAUCACCAAUGGAUAUUUCAAUUGGUCCCAGUAUUUCAUGUAUAGCAUCUUUGCAUAUUGACACACUGAAUGGCAGUUAGUACUAGGACACAUUUCUCCUAGAAGUUUACUGUUUUCAUUAGCUAGAACAGAUUCUAAUGAUUACAACAGGCUUGAAGCAGUAUAUCUGGGGUGGCAGAUGGACUAGAGCUCUCAGGAACUCAUCACUACUAGAAACGAGGUCAUCCCAGGCAGUUCUGAAACAACUCAUUACAUAACCAAUCCUGCCUCAGGAGUAACUGCAAGUCACCUGACACAGUAGAAAAAAGCUCACUUCAUGCAAAUAGUUGAAGUAUCUCAACAAACAGAUACAAAAUAAAGAUAUCAAUGGUUGCAGAAUAAGCUUUUAUAUUCAGUUUGUAUCAAUAAAAUGGUCCAAAAUACACCAGAAAACCAUGGCAAGCUGUAACUGUGCUAAGGAGUUGUGAUAAUUUACUACUUAAAAAUCAGCAGCUGAAAGAAUUCAUUUUAAGGAAAAUGAAAAAUAAACUUACGUGAAUUGCUUCCAGACUGCAUUACUC